GUUUUGCAAAUUGACAUUCCUGUCAAUCAGAAACGGUCAAACAAAAUAUAACCAGAAAUAAAAUAUAACUUCUUAUGUUUAUUUUUUAAUAUAUUCCAUAUUGUAAUUAUAAGACCGAAAUAUAAGUAAUUUUUAAAAUUGGUAGUAUAAGACCAAUAAAUAUUAAUUAUAAAUGGCAGAUCCACAAGAUGAACUGUGUCCGCCACCUCCAGAGGAUGAUGAUUUGACUUUACCCCGAGCGAGUAUCAACAAAAUUAUAAAGGAACUUGUACCAUCAGUUCGCGUUGCGAAUGAAAGUCGAGAAUUAAUACUUAAUUGCUGCACAGAGUUUAUACAUUUAAUUUCUUCAGAAGCUAACGAUGUAUGCAACAGACGUAAUAAAAAGACUAUUAAUGCAGAACAUGUGUUAGAAGCACUAGACCGUUUGGGUUUCUGUGAUUAUAAACAAGAAGCAGAGGCCGUACUGAAUGAUUGCAAAGAAGUUGCUGCCAAACGGCGACGUCAAAGUACACGACUUGAAAAUCUUGGUAUACCUGAAGAGGAACUUUUACGACAACAACAAGAGCUAUUCGCUAAAGCACGCGAAGAGCAAGCACGAGAAGAACAACAGCAAUGGAUUAGCAUGCAGGCGUCUGCUGUCCAACAAAGUGCUGAGCUAAUGCAUCGACAGAUGAAGUCACAGUCUAGUAAUAGCGGAGUUGGUUUAGAAGAUGAUGAUGAUGACGAUGAAGAAUACUAAUUACAAUUAAAAAUUUAUUAGUAUUAAGUGUCUACAGCUAAGGAUAAGUGGAUAUAUUUAAAUGAUACAUAUAUGUAAAAAGUCUUAAAUAAAUGUUUAAUUAAAUAAUAAUAA
This is a messenger RNA of Zeugodacus cucurbitae (melon fly), 853 nucleotides long. It is a transcript of the gene NC2beta, whose product is annotated as protein Dr1. Gene Ontology annotation, molecular function: general transcription initiation factor activity; TBP-class protein binding; core promoter sequence-specific DNA binding. The transcript has a single exon. Lineage: Eukaryota; Metazoa; Arthropoda; Insecta; Diptera; Tephritidae. The coding region runs from base 173 to 739 and encodes 188 amino acids. The record is from RefSeq and is a predicted model, not a curated record. Gene Ontology annotation, biological process: chromatin remodeling; negative regulation of transcription by RNA polymerase II; RNA polymerase II preinitiation complex assembly. Gene Ontology annotation, cellular component: negative cofactor 2 complex.